AUGGACACCAUCAAAGAACACAUUGAAAGUCGCGAUUUUGCUGCGCUUGUUGAUUUCUGCGAAGAUUUAGAAUUACAACUUGCCCUUACACCGAACGCCAAUAUAAGUCCAGAAGAUUUUUAUGGACCUUUUUUACUUGGAUAUUUAUUAGAACAAGAUCUUCCUUCUGCUCGUUUCCUUUGGAAGCGAUUACCAGACGCUGUCAAAAGUUCAUCCAAAGAAUUACGAGCUAUUUGGGACGUUGGAGCAGCUUUAUGGCAAAGGGACUAUGAAAAUAUAUAUGAUCUUAUAAGUUCAAAAACAUGGAGUCCCAUUAUCACGCCUUUGAUGGAGCAAUUGGCCGAUAAUUUACGAGAACGAAUGCUUAAUCUUAUAUCGGAGGCGUAUUCUUCUAUUGUGAUCGAUGAUGCGGUCAAAUAUCUUGGUUUUCCGCGUGAAAAAGUAUUAACGAUCGUCGAAGAGCGCGGAUGGGAAGCUGAUCUAACUACUAAUAUGUUACAGCCAAAGAAAAUUGGUAAGCGCAAAAUUAUUUUAUCAUCGUAG
Molecule: messenger RNA, 543 nt
Organism: Funneliformis caledonium
Lineage: Eukaryota; Fungi; Glomeromycota; Glomeromycetes; Glomerales; Glomeraceae
Source: the annotation of a GenBank genome assembly